Saprolegnia parasitica CBS 223.65 is the source of this 543-nucleotide messenger RNA. RefSeq lists its product as hypothetical. The coding region runs from base 143 to 445 and encodes 100 amino acids. NCBI's taxonomy places the organism in Eukaryota, Oomycota, Saprolegniomycetes, Saprolegniales, Saprolegniaceae. The transcript has a single exon. The record is from RefSeq and is a predicted model, not a curated record.
GAAAAAACGACACCAAGCGGCCAAGCAAAGAUCGCAGAAUAUCGGGCCAACGCGGCACCUUCUCUCGCGCCGCCGUGUAUCCCUAAGGCGCCGCCAAGUCCAUUUCCGAUUUUACGAACAACCAACCCCUUCCUCCUCCAACAUGGGCAAGCACCACGCCACGCACCACGCGCCGACCGUUGAAGUCGACGAGAAGACCAUGAUCUUCCUCAUCAAGUUUAUGAACACGGCGUCCAAGGAAAAGCUCCUCGAGACGUUUGAAGGUCAUUUUACCGACCACAUGGCCGACAAGAUCGUCGACCAGCGCCUCUUUGGCGGCAUGAAGAAGCUCGAUGACAUCCUCGAGAAGAAGAUCAUGCGGAAAAAGAAGUUUGAAGAGUUCCAGGACAUUGCGCUGAAAUGGGCCGUCGAGCACAAGCCCAAGGAGAAGCGCCAAACCGCGUAAGCACCGCGGACGCGGCGACAGAUUUAGAUAGUUUUAGUCUUUUAGAUCGUCGUCGCCCUCAACUUAAUACUGUACCAACACGCUUUUUAGCACCCACA